This is a messenger RNA of Apaloderma vittatum (bar-tailed trogon), 1110 nucleotides long. RefSeq names its product runt-related transcription factor 1 (gene RUNX1). The annotation marks the transcript as partial. Gene Ontology annotation, biological process: regulation of transcription by RNA polymerase II; hemopoiesis; neuron differentiation. The transcript has 5 exons. Gene Ontology annotation, cellular component: nucleus. The record is from RefSeq and is a predicted model, not a curated record. Lineage: Eukaryota; Metazoa; Chordata; Aves; Trogoniformes; Trogonidae. Gene Ontology annotation, molecular function: ATP binding; RNA polymerase II cis-regulatory region sequence-specific DNA binding; DNA-binding transcription factor activity, RNA polymerase II-specific.
GUGGUUGCCUUGGGAGAUGUUCCUGAUGGGACACUGGUAACAGUGAUGGCUGGAAAUGAUGAAAACUACUCUGCAGAACUCAGAAACGCCACGGCUGCCAUGAAAAAUCAAGUAGCAAGGUUCAACGACCUUCGAUUCGUGGGUAGAAGUGGAAGAGGGAAAAGCUUCACACUGACUAUCACGGUCUUCACAAAUCCACCGCAAGUAGCCACAUAUCACAGAGCCAUCAAGAUAACAGUGGACGGACCUCGCGAACCCAGAAGACAUCGUCAGAAAAUAGAUGAGCAGACAAAGCCCGGGAGCUUGUCCUUUUCAGAGCGCCUGAGUGAACUGGAGCAGUUGCGUCGUACGGCCAUGAGGGUCAGCCCACACCACCCAGCCCCCACACCCAACCCACGAGCCUCCUUGAACCACACCACUGCUUUUAACCCUCAGCCUCAGAGUCAGAUUCAGGACACGAGGCAAGUACAGCCAUCUCCACCAUGGUCCUACGACCAGUCCUACCAGUACCUGGGCUCCAUUGCCACCCCCUCCGUGCACCCCGCCACACCAAUAUCACCCGGCAGGGCUAGCGGCAUGACAUCCCUCACCGCAGAGCUUUCAAGCCGGCUGUCAAGUGCUUCUGACCUGACUGCCUUCAGUGACCCCCGGGUGGGAAUCGACCGCUCCUUCUCCACGCUCCCCUCAAUCUCUGACCCUCGGAUGCACUACCCGGGAGCGUUCACCUACACGCCAACGCCCGUCAGUUCAGGGAUAGGAAUCGGUAUGUCUGCCAUGUCCACGGCCACGAGAUACCACACUUACCUCCCACCUCCCUACCCUGGCUCCUCACAGGCCCAGGGCAGCCCGUUCCAGACCACGUCACCCUCCUACCACCUCUACUACGGAACCUCCGCCGGCUCCUAUCAGUUCUCCAUGAUCUCGGGGGGAGACCGGUCCCCGCCUCGCAUCCACCCUCCCUGCACCAACGCCUCCACGGGAUCGACGCUCCUCAACCCCAACCUCCCCAACCAAAGCGACGUGGUUGAGGCAGAAGGGAGCCACAGCAACUCCCCCACCAACAUGGCAACCACAGGGAGGCUAGAGGAAGCAGUGUGGCGACCAUACUGA